CCCUCCUCUUCGUUGCCUCGCUGGAAAAUGGCUGUGCAGGGGAGCAGGGAGUUCUGAACGGGAAAAGAAAAAGAAGGCGAAGUGAAAAAGAGAAGAGCUUUCCCCAAGUUCCGCGCACCACUGGAAGCUGCCGUGUCAUUUCCCCACAGUGGACUGACUCCAUUUGACCUUUUGCAACUUUUCGAGCGACGCCACUGAAAAAUCAAAAGACACAAGAAAUAUCGACGGGUUGGUCAUAAUCCCUAUCCAGAACAUGUGGGAGCUUUACGGAACCGAAGAGGAUUAAAGACCGUCCCACUCCGCCACUGGUACUCCAAUUUAGGCCACUUCAAUCGAGCCCAGCGACACACGGUCCUCCACUGGCAAAUUUUGAAGCCGGUUGCUCCCUUAGCAUCUGUUCGCCGCUUUAAGGAGCAUGUUGCCUACGCUCUCCCUAUGCUCCAUCAUCUGGCUCAACCGGGGUAUCAAGCUGCGGAAAGUGCACCACUUCAACACUGGUCAAGUCUGAAAUAAGCCAGCGAAGGUCAAAUGCUACCUUGCGGACUUGUGAAAAUGCUUCUAAGAUUCGGGUGACUCCGCGGGUCCUCUGCGCCCCCACCAAAACCACCCUACGAUAUUCAACUUUUGAUUUGCCGCUCUCUCAGUGGGAUUUCUUCCAAGCCGGACCACGAAUCGUCGUCUAAUCCUCCGUGCGGCGGCCAUUUUGAAUUGUGCUCAUUUGGUAAAAUGGCGACAGAAGGUUUCCAGUACCGUGCCCUCUACGCGUUCACCAAGGACCAGGAAGAGGACUUGGAUCUGCAACCAGGUGACCUGCUGAUGGUGAGCAAGGCAUCGCUGCUGUCUGUAGAGAACUACCACGAAGGUUGCGAGGAGAAGCCGGAAUGCCUUGGCUGGCUUCUUGGUUAUAACGAGCGCUCCAAGCAGAGAGGCGACUUCCCUGGGACGUACGUCCAAUAUGUGGGCCCUGUCAAAAUGGCCAUCCCGUCCAGUCAACCCAGGUCUCAGCGACCCUUACCUGCUGCUCCCACACCAGAGUCAUGUCAAGCUGCUUCGCUGCCCGACCUGAGUGAGCAGUUCACACCACCAGAGACGGCUCCCGCCGCCCUCGUCAGCCUGAUCCAAGCCAUAGAGCAGAGAGGCCUGGACUCGCCAACUUUGUACAGGACAAGUUCUUCCAUUUCAGACAGUCCAAUGCACAGCUUGAGUCCUGAGAGUGAUAUCACUCAGACGGAUGUGGGCAUCUUGUCAGAGUGUGUCUUGCACUACUUGAGAGAGCUCUCCUCGCCUGUCAUCCCUGCCUGUACCUAUGCUCAUCUACAAAGCGCUAUCGCACGGCAGCAGCAGUCCCUAGAGCAGUCAGCAGAUGGCGCGGUAGCUGGCAGUCAUGACCGAGAGGUAAGCCGGGUCCUGGAGAACUCCACCACUGUCCCUCUCCAUCACCGCUUCACCCUGCAGUACCUCCUCGCACACCUGACCAAAGUGACGCAGGCACAGGCCAGCAAUGCCUUGGACACGCACACGCUCGGAAAGAUUUUUGGACCGCUGCUGAUGUGGACAGGUCCCUCCACUCCAAUGUUGUCAUUGGAUGAAGAGUUGCCUGGUCUUGUAGUGGAAAGGCUUCUGAUUGAGAGAAUGAUAGAACAAGAUCUCACGCCACCAGUUCUUCCAGUGAAGCCAUUAAAGACAAAAGUGGCACCAUCAGCCAUAACGGACACAAGCACCCUUCUCAGUGAUGCUGAAUGGUACUGGGGAGAUAUAUCCAGAGAGGAGGUAAAUGAAAAACUGCGAGACACUCCGGAUGGCACCUUCCUCGUCCGAGAUGCUUCAAGCAAACUGGAGGGUGAAUACACCCUCACUCUAAGGAGAGGGGGAAACAACAAACUGAUUAAGAUCUACCACAGAGAUGGCCGCUACGGCUUCUCAGAGCCGCUGACCUUCCUGUCCGUGGUUGAGCUGAUCAACCACUACAGACACGAAUCCUUGGCCCAGUACAAUGCGAAGCUGGACACGAAACUUCUCUACCCUGUUUCAAAAUAUCAACAGCUGGUGAAGGAGAACAGCAUAGAAGAAGUCGGUGAGCAGCUGAAAGUCUAUCAUGAGCAGUACCAGGAGAAGAGUCGCGAGUACGACACCUUGUACGAAGAGUACACACGCACCUCACAGGAGCUGCAGAUGAAGCGCACAGCCAUUGAGGCCUUCAACGAGACCAUAAAAAUAUUCGAGGAGCAAUGUGAGACUCAGGAGCGCUACAGCAAAGAGUCUUUGGAGCGCUUCCAGCGGGAGGGCAAUGAAAAGGAGAUCCAGAAGAUCCAGAGCAACUCUGAGCGUUUGAAGUCUCGCGUGAAGGAGAUCCAUGACAGCAAGCGAAAGCUGGAGCAGGACUUAAGAGAGCAGGUCUCUGAUAACAGAGAAAUCGAUAAGAAGAUGAACAGCCUCAAGCCAGAUCUCAUGCAACUCCGCAAGAUUCGAGAACAGUACUUGAUAUGGCUAACACAGAAGGGCACACGGCAGAAAAAGAUUAACGAAUGGCUCGGCAUAAAGAAUGACGCCGAUGACUCAUACUCGCUGGGGGACGACGAGGGCUCGCCCCAUCAUGAUGAAUGCACCUGGUACGUGGGAGACAUCAAGCGCACCCAAGCCGAGGAAUUGCUGAGAGGCAAAUGUGAUGGAACCUUCCUCAUCCGGGAGAGCCAAUCACAGAAGGGCUCAUAUGCCUGCUCUGUUGUCGUUGACGGUGACACCAAACACUGCGUCAUCAACAAGACCACCACAGGCUACGGAUUCGCCGAGCCGUACAAUCUCUACUCGUCCCUCAAAGAUCUGGUGCUUCACUACAAAAACGUCUCCUUGAUCCAACACAAUGACCAGCUGAAUGUAAAUCUAGCAUACCCAGUGCUAGCCCGCUCUCAGAAUCACAACCAGCACCCAAGAUGAAUUCACCACCAGCAGACAAGGGACACAAACAGGGUGGGGAAAUUUUCACUCAGACUCUGAAGAAGGGGUCGUUGUGUUUAAGUGGCAAGUAAAAUCAGCUUAACAAGCAUGACUCUAGCGGGAGGCUGUGGUAUGCUAGCGCUUCUUGCUAGCAGCAUGGCCUCACUUUAAGCAUAGCAGACUUGUAACUUCAGCACUGUACAGUUAGCCCGACACGGUUUGUACAGUGGAAGUUGCACAAACCUCAAGCACACAAAAAUAACUUUUUGGGGAUGGAGAGAUGGUGGGAUGAUGGGAAUUUUUACAGGAGGCCCUCUUUUUUUUUUUUUUUUUCUGCCUUAAACACAUGAUAGUUGUUUAUAGACAAAGGCCCAAACUGUUAUCCCCAGACUGCCUGCAAACUCUCUGUAGACAAAAGCCUGUGAAAAGGACUGGCUUGGCUAAACCAGGCUGCUUGCUUCACACCUUAAAGCGGGCGAGAAAGCGUUGGACCAGAGUGGUGUAGUCACUGGAGACAUUUUGUGGAGCGGGGUUAUAGACAAGACUAAUUGAAUUUGACGCUUGUGUAAGUACCGUAGUAAUAGCUUUGAAUGACCACAAGCCUGUGUCGCAAGUAGAGAGAAGCGGGAGAGAAAGGCUGUCAAAUAGACAAAGCUGCAGCUUUAAAAUACACAAUAUUGGGGGGUCAGAUGUUCUUUAUUUUCAACUGCUUUGACUUGUUCAUCUGCUUGAAUUGACGAGGUACAACAAAAACAAAAAUGCACGGUACAUCUCGUGAAAGACGUACAUUGAUAAAUGCAGUUCCUCAGGAUUCAGAUUUGACUGAAAUAGCGAAAAAUCUCCUGCAUCCAACUUGCCGUUCUUUCAUUUUUUUGGGGUCUUCUUUCAGACUGUAGCAGCCAUUGACUUAACUGUUAGUGCUUAUUGUUAGUGUCUGCUUACUUUACGUUAAAGAAGGCACUUGCAGAGCAUCAAUCUAUGUGAUUAUUGUAUCUUCGGUACUGUACUUUGCUUUGUUACUAGUUAGACUGUUUCCGCGGUCCUUGCAGGUGUUUUUUUCUUACGGUACUUCCUUCUUGCGCUUGACUGUUGUUUUUUGUCACGAGCUUGACUCACAGAGCUGUAGAACUUUUAAUGUACAGAGAAAAAAAGCAGUAAUAUAAGAGUAUAUUUCAGCCAUACAUGCAGUCAGCGUAUGUGAGCUUGUGUUUUGUUUUUGUUUUUUUCCCCGAGUGGCGCUUAGAUUCCGUUUUGUGCAUCCAGCUAAUGUGAGCCAAAUGAAGGAUGUGUUUUUCAUGUAGCAAGAAUGACAUUUUUUUUUUUUCGGGUUGUGGUCAGAGAGAUUACAGAGGGUCCUUCAUGUUUGCUUUUCUACUUGUGUUUAAACAGUGUUUAACAAAUUUAUUAGAUGGUCAGGAUUAUGUUUCAGCACCAUUGACUAUGGUAGGCAUUAAAAAAAUAAUAGGAGGAAAGUCAACAGCAGGUUAGAUUCAGAUGUUGGGGUAUUGUACAGAAGAAAAAAAACAUGGGCCAUGACAAUAGACAUCAAGUUCAUUUGAACUGGUAUAGCUAGCAUUAAAUAAUCAUGUUUCAAUGGAUUGGAUGUUUAUCGGUAAAAUAGUAGCCAAAAGUUAAAUACGACUUAACCUAGGCAGUGAUUCUUUUGCAAAGUCAAUACGCUAAUAAUUUUGUUAAGCACUGUACAUUGAUGCAUGGUGCGAGGUUGUACUAUGCACAACUAAUAAUAUGCAGAGAAGAAUCAGUUUCCCACUUCAAUGCGAUUUCACCUCUUCUCCCAUGUUUGGUUGAAUUCAGGUCUCACUUUCCAAGCACAAUAGUCGCUAGUACAGCCAUUGUUAAACUCACCUACCAUACUCUUGCCAAAAAAGGAAGAAAUAGUAUUUUUAUAGAGCGGUUGUGCGGAGGAGAUAAAAGUCAUGAGUAUUUUUGGAUUAAAAAGUGGCAAAACUCCAUUUUUCGAAUGCAAGAAGAAUGAUUUGAAGGGCUAAAAAACAAUUUUUUUUUUUUUUUUUUUUUUUUUUACUUUCCAAAUGUUAUUUCCACCAUUUAGCCAGGUCUAUUCAUUUGUACUGUACUUUGCACACACUUCUUUGGCAGAGUUGAACAUAGAGGUGAGGUUAGUGCUUGAAAGAAAAACGAAAUAGAAUUAAAAAAAAAAAAAAAGUGCGUGAAAGAUUAGAAGUGCCUUUCGUAAAUAGCGAUGAGCGUAUUCGAUCCACUCUGUUGUUGUUGUUGUUGCGCCUGCCAUGCUUUCACAAAAAUGUGCGCGUGUGUGUUGUUAUUAGCUGUCUUGAUUUUUAGUUGUGCCUCUUUGUUUCGAUGUAUUGUUGAAUGCUAACAAGUCGUCGCUUUCACUUUGCACACAAGCUCUCUUUUUAGGAAUUGUCUUGUGUCUAUGUUUCAAUACGACUCGGACAAUAAUGUGAACAUCUGCGGUUGAGUGUAGUCGCUCGGAGAAUAAUGCAUGCAGAAUUUUUGAACUACUAGUUCUGUACGUGUUGACAUCGCUAACAUCCAUUAUACUGUUUUUGGACCAACACUUUUUAUUUUUUUAAACAGCACUUUUUUGUCUGUUUCACACAAGAAAUGUCAGUACUGGCAAAAAGUUGGGGUCAACCUAAAAUAUAGAAUUUAACAAUCAUUCACUGUUUCAGUUGAUAAUUUGGAAGCUAUUUCCACACAGUAUUCAGUAUUUCCAUGCACUUUGGUCCUCACUGCUAAUUUGUUUCCAGGCUAAUACAGCCCCUAGCAAAAAGUAUGGAAUCACCAGUCUCGGACGAGCACUCACUCAGACAUUUUAUCAUGUAGCAAAAACUCAGAACAAAUAAUGAAUUAGUUCAAAAGUGCAACUCUUUAGCAUUCAGAAACACUAAAAGAAAUGAAUAAAAAACGUGGUGGUGGUCAGUAAAUGUUACUUUUAUGGAGCAAGUGCAGGGAAAUAUACUGUAUAUGGAAUCACUCCAUUCAGAGGAAUAAAAUUUGGAAUCAUGAGAAGCAAAAAAAUAACAAUCAAAACACAUCUGUAGUAUUUAGUGGCACCACCUUUGGCUUUUAUGGCAGCUUGCAGUCUGAUGCAUAAACUUGAUGAGUAUUCUUCAUCAUUUUGGUGCCAAGUUGCCAACUCUCUUUGAUUGCAGUUGCCAGAUCAUCCUUGCAGGUCGGAGCCUUGCUGUGGACCUUUUUUUUUUUUUUUUUUUUU
Corythoichthys intestinalis (scribbled pipefish) is the source of this 6154-nucleotide messenger RNA. It is a transcript of the gene pik3r2, whose product is annotated as phosphoinositide-3-kinase, regulatory subunit 2 (beta). Gene Ontology annotation, molecular function: 1-phosphatidylinositol-3-kinase regulator activity; protein binding. Bases 727 to 2934 code for a protein of 735 amino acids. The record is from RefSeq and is a predicted model, not a curated record. The transcript is spliced from 16 exons. Lineage: Eukaryota; Metazoa; Chordata; Actinopteri; Syngnathiformes; Syngnathidae. Gene Ontology annotation, cellular component: phosphatidylinositol 3-kinase complex. Gene Ontology annotation, biological process: insulin receptor signaling pathway; phosphatidylinositol phosphate biosynthetic process.